AUGAACGCGGAAAAUGACCAAAGGGAACAAGUUUUAAAUCGCAAAUGCUCCAAAAGAAAUUUUGAAAAUUUGAAAGCAUUCGAUAGUGUUGAAUUGUUAAGCGAUCUCUCUGCACCGUCUUCGAAUAAGAGGAGUAGAGUACUCCACUCAACGGAAAAAAGUGAAGAUAAUUUUUUUUUUGAUGAGCCAUGUCAUUUUGAUCUCUGUCAAAGACGCAAGAGAAAGUUGGAAGGAAAUCCCCAUGAAAUAGCAGAAAAAAAAAAAAAAAAAAAUUUUACCGAAAUUGAAAAGAGCUAUUACAACUUGGUGAGUGGCAACAAUGAGGGCACCAUAUCGAACUGCUUAAACGAGUUUGCCUCGGAAGAGCCCAACGAACAAAGGCAAAGCGCAUACCAGUUGCACAAAAAUGAGGAAGACGUCACCUCCCCGCACACUGCCAUACCGAAUGAUGAGUUGUUCCAGCAGGAUGAGCAGCUGUCCAAAGGGAAGGGAAUCAGUCAGUUGGCAAUUAUUCCUUUUGAAGGGGAGUACGCGAACAGUGCAUUCAACUACAAAUACGAGAGGAGCAGUUCCAGUAGCCAUGGCAGUUUGGGAAGUCAUGGCAAUCGCCACAUCGGCAGUGGCACAUGCGACAGAAAUGACGUGAAAAAUAUUUUCCACCUCUUAUCCAAAAAAGACAUUUUUUACAAAAAUUUAAUUAAAAAUAAAAUCAAAAGUAACAAACCGCUAAUGAUCAAGUGCGAUAAUUUGAGUUUCUUUUUAAACAGAAAUAACUACGGGGGUAACGCCUUCCCGAAGCAGUUCGUCUCGAAUGUUAAAACAUCACACUUUGAUGAGAGCCAUCAGUUUGCUAGCGCUGCAAUGCCAUCCUCUAGAACACUCCAAGACCCAAGCGGUGAACAAAAUUUACACCAUAUGAACGACGAAGAGAGCGUUCCACCUUUUUUUGGUUCGUUUAAAGAAGAUCCCACCACCACAGGCAUCAGAUCGAACAACGGAGUUCCAAUUUUGAGUAUCCCUAAUAAUGCACAAGCUAAUUUGGACACCCCUUUUGAUCGUAUCAUUCCGAACCUGAACAUGAGCGAGAAUGCUGUGAUGAAUAUCAGUCCAUACUCCUCCGGUUACCCCCCCGAGAUGUUGAACCCAAAUGAUGCGAGUUAUUUCGCCCCAAAUGAGAUAGGGCAAAAUAAUGAAUCCGGUCUAUAUAACCAACACGGUUGCACCAAUUUUCCCAUUCCAGACCAAACUGAUAAUUUUAAUCCUACCCUUAUGAGCACAAAUCAGAACAACUCUGAAAGUAUCGGCCACGUAAAUUCUUUGAGUGAUGUUGGAAAUUAUGACCAGGCGAAUGAUUAUAAUGCUUAC
Plasmodium cynomolgi strain B is the source of this 1365-nucleotide messenger RNA. RefSeq lists its product as hypothetical. The record is from RefSeq and is a predicted model, not a curated record. Lineage: Eukaryota; Apicomplexa; Aconoidasida; Haemosporida; Plasmodiidae. The transcript has a single exon. The annotation marks the transcript as partial.